GUAUUCGACCCGUCUUGUGAUUUUAUGUCAAUCAAAAAGCAAAUCGGCCUAGUGAAAACAACUUUUUGAGACGUUUAGAGAUCAGGACAUACUGACAUAAGUAAUCACUGUACAUUAUUGAAGCCAUGGCUGAUGGACUACAAGAAUCGGAAAAUCCUUUCGCAUCUUCCACAAGUCAUUUUCUCAAUAUGUUAGCAGAAAUUGUUGAAAAUGAUAAUAAAAAGACCGAUGAUGAAUGUGUAUCUGUUGCACCAAUUGCAUUCUGGACUCAACUUUUUGCGAAGUAUUUCUUACAUGUCAAUCAUCCACAUCACGAUGAUAUGUUGUUUUAUGUACAGAAGGAUCCUAUGCUGCAUCAAGAAAGGGCAGAAGUGAAGGUGUUUCGAAGAGAAUCAACAAAAAAUCCAGGCCUGGGAGAUCCGUCUUUUGAUUGGACAGAAACAUUGUAUCUUAAUCUUAUUUUACAACAGUUGCAGUAUAAGUUAACAUGUGCAAUAUGCAGUAGAAGAUCUCCAGAGGAUGUCACGAUUCACAAAAAAGUGUCUCAAGUUGUGUACGCCUCUCCCAGCCGACAUGACAUGGAUGCAAAAGGCCCCGCCGCAGAGUUGAGUUAUCCGAACAUAUUCUUUCCCAUUGAUAGCUUUGACGAGAUAUGGACAGAUCUACAUCUUCGCGAAGGAGAGAUGGUCUGUGUAGAAAUCAUAGCUCACGAUAAAAACAUGGAGUUCAUUUCAGUCAUUUUUCUUGGCUCCGUUAACUAUGAUGCCUUGAUGAAAGUCUACCAAAAAAAGACCGAAGGUUUAGGUACAGCGACGAAAUGGGCAUCCAUGAUUUCUAUGGGAUUAUACAAGCCACCAAGUGAAACUCAAUUUGUUAAAAUGAAAGGACCAUCUGGAAAAGGAUACGCUGAGAUGGCAGUAGAAUUAUAUAAAGAUAGCAACAAGAAUGAUAAAAAGGGCCAAGACACCACUGUGCAAAAUUCUUCACUAGUUAGUUCAAGAUCGGAGCCUGAGUCUUUGUACAAUCACACUGUUCUACACAAGAAGUUGCCGAAUUAUUUAACGGCGGUACAUAGAGAUGAUUCAGGAGAGUCUACUUCUAUGCCUGCAAGUCCAUUAGAAGGGAGGAUGCCAACGUCACUAAAGACUCAGCUGACUUAUGUAACAUUGCCCUGGCACAAAAUAAUACUCGAUAUUUUGAAAGCUUAUGAAAAUCCAACAGACACAAAGAAACCAGUACUAGGAACAUGAUUGAUGAUGAUGGCAGUUAUUUAUUCCAAUUCCAGUGCAAUAUACUUUUUUCUACUUCAUCUUCUCGUAAUGUAGCUCUUUGAU
Molecule: messenger RNA, 1334 nt
Organism: Styela clava
Lineage: Eukaryota; Metazoa; Chordata; Ascidiacea; Stolidobranchia; Styelidae
Source: RefSeq, a predicted model, not a curated record